Pseudocercospora fijiensis CIRAD86 is the source of this 3690-nucleotide messenger RNA. RefSeq lists its product as uncharacterized. Bases 1 to 3690 code for a protein of 1229 amino acids. Gene Ontology annotation, biological process: vacuolar acidification. Lineage: Eukaryota; Fungi; Ascomycota; Dothideomycetes; Mycosphaerellales; Mycosphaerellaceae. Gene Ontology annotation, molecular function: protein binding. Gene Ontology annotation, cellular component: RAVE complex. The record is from RefSeq and is a predicted model, not a curated record. The transcript has a single exon.
AUGCCUUCCACCUCUCCCGGCUCCUUGUCCCUCGAUCUCGAUGCGCCGACUGCCUUCUCGCUCAUCUUGCCUGGCGCUCCGACCGAGUCUCUGCAAGCCACAACCACCUUCAUCUACAGGUUCAAACGAUACGUGGCAUAUAUCGCUGGCAAGCAACUGAAUAUACUCAAUGCACCGAACACGCUUGUUCAGGCAGUCACCUUCAAGCAUGACCUGGUCGCGAUAGCAGCACAUGAAAAUACAGGCAAGCUCAGCGUCGCGAGCAAGAAGGAGGCAUGGGUAUUAGAGCCUUUGACUGAAGGCUGGACAAGAGUCUGGUGGGAAACGUCAUUGCUGCUUCGACGAGAGGAUGAGGGGGAGGGCGAUGAAGCACGCUGGCUGAGUUGGGGCCGUGAAGGGGAGCUGUUGGUGGCAGGUAGUCGACUGCUGGAUCUGUUCUCUACUGGUCCAGCAUCUCGCACGACUUCGCCACGAACUUCUGCCGUCGACGAGGAGACUUACGAGGAGAGGAGAGCGUUAUGGUCCAAAGCUGUCGCGUCUCCCAUCCGACAAGCAGAAUUCAGUCCAAGCUCGUCUCUCAUUGCGACGUGCUCUGAAUAUGACCGACUCGUCAAGAUCUGGCGCAGACUGUCAUUCGAAGACGGACUUUUCGACCACACAUACCUACCACAUCCAGGAGCUGUGACACAUCUCCAAUGGAGGCCGAUACAUGACGAUUCUGAAGAACGUCGGAUGAGUGGCAUUAGCAGGAGACAUGAGGAAGACCCCGAAGUACUUUACACGAUUGCUAACGAUGGCGUCCUUCGCGUGUGGCGCACUGGAGGAGUCCAUGACAUUGACAUCUUGCUCCUACACACCUCCAUCGAUCUUGUCGCCGCCAUCCCUGAUUCUCCAAGUGUGUCUGCCAAAGGCAAUUCUAACACAGUGAGGCCUGCACGAUAUGCAGUGAUGAUACCAUGCACAAAAUUUACUGCCGCAGUCAACGCUGCCCUUGGCAUUUCUCUUGGCGGCAAGACAAGCCAUUCCAAGGAGUUUCUCAAGGAGUUGGUUUCCAAAGACCUCGAUGUUGUUAUUGCAUUUGAUGGACAAGGAAGAAUGUCAGCUUGGGGACUUCAGAGCAUUGGCCACAAACGGCGGCCGGAAACUCCAACACAAUUGCAACCGUACCACAUCGCACACGCAGAGGGACUAUCGAUGAAACUUCAGAACAACACACCUGCAGUCAGCACUUGCUGGUUUCAGGACGACCGACUUCACCUGCUCUCUCAUGCAUUUGCCAAACGCGGCGAGGUCUCGUGGUGGCAGGGUGCUGUCGAGACUUUCUUCUCGCCUUCUGCACCUGGCGCAGACAGGCUAUCAAGAGUGAGCAAGUGGACAGGUGCUGCUCUCUCCGAAUGGGCUGUAUCACAGCGACAGUCGUCGAUUGACCUUCGCACGAUCUGCAGCAAAGAUGAUGACGAAGUCAUACACGCCAUCCCUGUCACUCUUCCUUUCGACCCCAGUCAGAAUUGCAUCGUCAGCUUAACCAGAAGCGGAGUUGUGGCGUGUAGCUUAGUGCUUGAAGGAACGGCUCAGACCUCUUUCGAGCCUUUUGCUACGUUCGAAACCGAAGUGCCGGAACCUGGUGUGUUCGCUGCAAGUGCGGAGUUUGCCGCUCUCCUCUCACAAGACUUGACGUUCUUGACAAUCAUCGACCUCACGGACGGCUAUCUUGAGCACCAGCAACAGCUUGACGCUUCUGCGACACAUCUCAAGUGUUUUACAUCCUCUGCGCGGAACAACUUCCUUGCUGUUGGCUAUGAUACUGUGGUUGACAUUCUUGCCCAAGGAUCGUACCAAGAUCACGUCUGGCAGACCGUGAAGCGAGUGUCAAUUGCUGGGCUUGGACUACAGCUGGAGCACGUUGCAUGGACGAUCGAAGGCGGUCUUGCUUUGACUGCCGGUAAUGGGAUCUUCAUCGCUGGGCCCGAGAUUGAGCUCAAACAGCUCGAUGCUACCACUCAGCGGCGUGUAGGACCGGUAGAAGGAGAAGCAAAGAUCCCUCUGCCGCACCUUGCACAACGUCUUAAACAACCAUUACCAACAUGGCACCCCACCGUCUUGGCCGACAUUGUCCGCCAUGGUCAUUAUACGACAGCAUUGACUCUGAUUGCGAAACUGGCUCGGCAGCUCAAGUUCUACAGCAGUGGCGAUGAUCUAUCGCCAGUCCUUGAUGAGGAUGUUGAAGCGCUGAUGUAUCGACAUGCCGCCUCUGAAAUCUCAAUUGGAAAGGAUAUGGUCGACGAUCUGAAGGAACAGCUUGAUGAGAAAGACCUGCCUCUUCUCUCAUCGAACGAGCAAAAGCGCCUGGCUCAUGUCAUCGAUGCUGUGGUCUACGUCAAAGAUCAUGUGAACGGCCUCGACACUAACGCGUUGCGAUACUUGUUCGAAUGGAAGUUGCAGAUUUUGCAGCACCACGCCAAUACAGCUGCAGCAAAUGGCUCGCCAGAGCCAAAUGGCCUCCCUCAUGCAUUCGUACCAGAGAUGCAGUGGCGCGAGAUCACCCUGGCAUACCACAGCACCACACAACAACCAUUGCUGGACAUCCUGAUUUUGCACCAUGACAAUAGAAUGAAUUGGCACGCCGCGCGGUUACUUGGCGUGACUACUUGGGUGAGAGAUAGACAAGCACUGGAAAGCGUCUUUGAACAGCUCGGCCAGACUUCCUAUCGCUCAUCGCAGCCACCCGAUCCUGUCAACGCGUCGAUUUACUAUCUCGCACUACACAGGAAAGCCACGCUACUUGCACUUUGGAGGAUAGCGACCUGGCAUCGAGAGCAGAGGACGACUGCAAACUUUCUCAAGCGCGACUUCCAUCAAGCAGAAGCCAAGACUGCAGCAAGAAAGAAUGCAUACGCGCUCAUGGGCAAGAGACGCUUCCACUACUCUGCUGCUUUCUUCCUUCUUGCUGACGAUCCUGCUUCAGCGAUCAAUGUACUUGCUGGCCAGUGCGAGGACGUUCCCUUUGCAAUUGCUGUUGCACGUCUUUACUGCGGCGAUGGUUCUUCGACCCUUUCCAAACUGCUUGUAGACAGGGUUGUUCCGCAAGCAAAGAAAGACGGCAAUAGGUGGCUCAUGAGCUGGUGUCAUUUCGUCUUUAACGAGCCUGUGAAAGCAGCAGAGAGUCUUGUCGAGCCGCUUGAUGGCAUUCGAAAGUGGACACAGGACGACCCAACAACGCUUAUUUUGUAUAAGCAGUUGAGAAACUUGCCAAGCACGAACGAGUACGACGCCGUCCUCAGGGCCGCAAGGGUGCUGAGAAAGAAGGGUGAAUGGCUCCUUGCCCUGGACUUGGUGCAGCGCUGGGAGUUCAAGAGUGCUCAGAGUCAAGCGCGGCCUAUUCAGGAGCCGCAGACCAAUGGAGUAGUCAAUGGAUUUCAUGAAGAAUUGCCCGACAGGACUUCAGCCUCGACGCCCGUUCUCUCGUCUGAGCCGCAAUCGCUCCUCGAUAGCUUCGCGGAGCCGAAGCCAGCACAGCCGGUCAACGAAAAGGCAUCUCGUGAAGCAAAAGCAGCCGAGCUCUUAGCCAAGCUGAAAGCGAGGAAGGAAGCUCCGAUCGCAUCUGCGCCAUCAACAGAAAAGACGAAGCCGGAGCCAACACAAUUCAAGGAACCUGAUGCCAAUUCUCUCUUGGAUACUUUUGGCUUCUAG